AGUCUUGAAUCUGUUGGUAAAACACAUGGAUCAUCUUGACCACGCUGAUCAUUCCUAUCGACUCUUAUGCCCAAACGAACGAUAUGAAAAAGAGAAAGAUGGCAAAGUGAUAACAAUCAGUGGGAGAAUCCAUCACAUAAUGAAUAGUUCAUAUUUCAUUUCUGAGGCUGAAGAAGAAAAGUGCGAUCCAAAUCUCCACUCGCUUCUUUGCAAAAACAGAAAAGAAAGUUCAGAAGUGUACGCAACAUAUAGGUGCUGUGCUUGUGGGCAAAAACUAUUAGGUGAAACCUAUUACGUCUGCAGCUAUUGCGACCUAAACUACCACAACGAAUGUGUUGAGUCUCCUUCCGUGUUCCAUUCUUCUGAUCAUCCAAAACAUCCUCUUCAACUUGUCUCGAUUCCCGGCAUGUUUUUCUUUGAACAUGAUAAACGAUGUUUUUCUUGUAGACAUCGCCAUUGCGAGCUAUUUUACUACUGCUCUAUUUGUGAUUUCUCACUCCAUCCAGUCUGUGCGAGAAGUCCAACAUCCCUAACUGUAGACAGUCCAAAAAGGCAUAAGCAUACCCUCCAUUACUUUCCCAGGAACUCCGGUCUGGUUUGCGAUGUCUGUGCGUUGGUGGACGGUUCCGAUUACUCAUAUGUAUGUCUCCUAUGCGAUUUCUUUGUCCACAAACGAUGUCUCGACUUACCAUAUGUCAUAAAGGUAUCUCGCCACGAUCAUCGUCUCGCUUUUACUCCUACUCUUCCUUACAAAGAGCCGACGAAGACGACUGAUUGUGGAGUUUGUCAUGCGACGAUAAACGAAAAUUACGGAGGAUACUCUUGCACCAGGGAGGGAUGCGUUUAUGCACUGCAUUCCCGAUGUGCCAUGCAAAGCGAUGUGUGUGACCGGAAAGAACUUGAAGGAGAGCCUGAAGAAGUAUAUGAAGACACUAAAAUGUUUGAGGAGAAAGGUGAUGGGGUUAUACAGCAUCGGAGUCAUCCGCUUCAUCUAUUGCGACUUGAAAAUAUAUCCCACCAUGAAAGCAAGCCUUGUCAAGCGUGCAGACUUCCUUCUAAUUAUUGCGGGCACGGCCAUGGUGAUGUGUACCGAUGUUUGCAAUGUGAUGAUUUCAUUUUACAUAAAUCAUGUGCAUAUCUUCCUCGUGUUGUCCAAUUUAUGCUACACGUUCAUCCAUUGACUCUAGAACUCAGUUAUACCACAACCGGGUUCCGAUGUGUGAAAUGUCAUCGUUACUCAUCCGGUUUCGCAUUUGUAUGUCAUCUUCGAGGGUGGUGUGAAUAUUAUUGGGUGGUAGACACUCUUUGUGCUUCUAUAUGUGAGCCGUUCCAUCACCACUCUCAUUCACAUCCCUUGUUCGUCACCUGCGGUGAACACGAAACCAAAACAUGUUCCAUCUGUCAAUCAUCAGAGGAACAACCUUUAAACUGUGUGAAAUGCUAUUUUGUUUUGUGCUUUCGUUGUGCCACUCUUCCACAUAAAGCCAGAUACGAACAUGAUGAGCAUUUGCUGACUUUUUCCUACCAAGAAGAUGCAAGUGAUGAGCUAUAUGGGUGCGAAAUAUGCGAGGAAGAUAUAAACCCAAAGAAUGGGUUAUAUGUAUGCAAUGAGUGUGGAGUCACACUCCACAUCGAAUGUUUACUAGGGAGAGAUCCCUAUGUCACGCCUGGAUCAUAUUGGACGGGUGUUCUUUUCAACACUCAUUCAACUCGGCCUAUAUGUAAAACAUGCAAAAGACGUUGUCCUUACAAAAUAAAGAUAAAUUCAUCUAGCACAGGCGGCCCAUACUGCUCUGUUGAUUGCCUUGAAACUGAUCAUCGCGUGGGAAGAGGCUUCUUUAUAUAGGUAUCAUGUAUCAAGGAUAGGAUGGUAUCAGAACCAUUUCAUGUUUUAUUUAUUUAGAAUUUAUUCGUAAUAAACAGCGUUCAUGUAACAAUUAUUGAGUUUACAAAACACCAAA
Molecule: messenger RNA, 1961 nt
Organism: Camelina sativa (false flax)
Lineage: Eukaryota; Viridiplantae; Streptophyta; Magnoliopsida; Brassicales; Brassicaceae
Source: RefSeq, a predicted model, not a curated record